CAACCAACUGGAAGAUCCGAAAGGCAAAGGGACCCUCCAUUUCGCCAAGGGGCCACUCCUCCCUAUAAAGCCUAGCAAGCCACCUCCCCCAGCCAUCCGCCUGCAAAAGCCAGCCACCAGCCCACCACCGUGCCCAUUUCACCUCACCACUACCAGGAACCCCCGCCAUUGAUUGGCCCAUUCCCAACCCAACCGCGCGGCUAGAGGCACAGGCACCUCGACCGGCGACCGGGAGUGCGUGCGCUCGCUCGCUCACUCGUGCGGUGGGCAUGGAGAAAUGCAGCAGCAAGAUCCGGUCCAUCGUGUGGCUGCGGCAGACGCUGCGGCGGUGGCGGUCCCGAGCGGCGUCGCGCGCGGCGGCGGCGGCGGCGGCUGAUGCGGCGGUCCCGUCGGGCCACGUGGCGGUGUGCGUGGGCGGCGCGUCGCGGCGGUUCGUGGUGCGGGCGGCGCACCUGAACCACCCCGUGUUCCGGGAGCUGCUCCGGCAGGCGGAGGAGGAGUACGGGUUCCCGCGCGCGGGCCCCAUCGCGCUCCCCUGCGACGAGGCCCUCUUCGAGCACGUCCUCCGCCACCUCUCCGCCCCGUCCAAGUCCUCCUCCCGCUUCGUCACCCUCGACGACCUCCAGAGCGCCGGCGCCACGCACUGCUGCUGCGUCGCCGCCGCCGGCGACUCGCUCCCGCUCCUCCGCGGCUUCUCCGCCGACAAGGCCGUCUGGUGAGCGCGCCGCCCUGCUCGCCGGAGCCAGCCACCACCCGUGUGCCUGCCUAGUGCCUAUUCGCGCGCGCGCGCCGGCCAUCUCGCCGUCGUCCCCCCCGUUUUUUGUGGGGUGUUAUUUUCCCCACUUCUUCGCGCUCGCUCCCUCCGUUUCCAGCUGAACGCGGCGGAGACAGACAGCUCGACGAGCAAGACGAGAGCGGCCCGGAUGGACGCCGGAGGCGGUGAAGUGAGAUGGCUGAGAAAGAAGUCCUAGGAUUUUUUUAGAACGACUGUCAAGUCUAGCCAUCCAUUCAUUCCCCUGUCGAAUCAAUCCGGGGGCUAAGGUUUACGUAAUUCUUUUUCUUCUUCUUCUUUGCUUUUCUCCCCACCCCCAAUAAUCCUCCAGUGUAAAUACAUGUACUACUGCGGUUUGGCCACGCCAGCCAGCAUUGUUGCAACUUGGAAGUGAAAGGAAAAACAUUCGUUUUUUUACUUCUGCUACCACGGAGUAAAACCA
Molecule: messenger RNA, 1214 nt
Organism: Zea mays
Lineage: Eukaryota; Viridiplantae; Streptophyta; Magnoliopsida; Poales; Poaceae
Product: indole-3-acetic acid-induced protein ARG7
Exons: 1
Coding region: 270-719 (149 amino acids)
Biological process (GO): response to auxin
Source: RefSeq, a predicted model, not a curated record